This is a messenger RNA of Xenopus laevis (African clawed frog), 3372 nucleotides long. RefSeq lists its product as uncharacterized. The record is from RefSeq and is a predicted model, not a curated record. Bases 1668 to 2330 code for a protein of 220 amino acids. The transcript has 8 exons. Lineage: Eukaryota; Metazoa; Chordata; Amphibia; Anura; Pipidae.
CACAUGUCAGGGUAAGGAAUAGCGCUCUUACAGAAAUGGGAAAAUGAUUCUGUACCUCCAUGUUCCCAAAAAAUGUUUUCUGGCCUAAAUGAAAGAAGCUGUAAGUAACCGUACUGUAGUGUUUAGUAACAGCCCUUCUAAGGACAUGUUUAUAUGUUUAUUGCUAUGCAGCACUGCUGACACUAGAGGGCAUCCUCUACAGCAGUGCAGGGAGAAUCCGAGAGUAUUCUAGGAUUCUAUGGUUAUGACACUUUCCAUGUGGAGCCAGCUAGGCAGUUUUGCAGGCUGUUGAAUAAAAGCGAUAACCAAAGCCUUCUGUGUGUGUGGGUCAAGAUUCUACACUUACAACAUACAGUCAUUACACAUGUUCAACUGUUUUAAAGUAAUUUGUAAAUGUGAUUUCUAUUGUGUAUCUGGCUGUUCAUUAUCUCUGCACUUCAGGUUCUGACUCCUGAAACAAUGAAGCAGUAGCCCGCUGAUAAACAGAGCACAACCUUGAUCAGCCCACUCAUGAAAUUGGAAUUCUUCCCUCUGGUUAGCAGAAUAUUCAGUGAAAGAUGAGUCCAGAGAGACUUUUUAUAAAAAAUAAAAUGUGAAUAAGAAUGAACCCGAACGAGACGAUGACAAGUUUGUAGCGUGUGAUUCAGAAGAGCAGUUUGGGCUGGACAAUAAAGAAGAUUGGGGUCCCUAUCUGAAAGGAUUUAUCUGGGAUGUGCAACCUGUGCUCCUCCGAUUGGACAACAACUCCCAAGAUGUCGAGAGCUGCAGUUCAACAAUAGCAGGAAGGUGAGGCAUUGGACAUAGAUCAUGUAAAUACUGGAAAUAUCUAUUCAUUUCUACACAUGUGUCUGUUGGACUCAACUCAAAUCCAUGUUAAAUAUCAGCCACGUUUGGACAAUAAAUCACCCUUGGUUCAACUACAACUCCCUUGAAAUCUGUCACGUGCCAUUUUAGGAAUGAGGGGGGGGGUGACUCAUACAAACUGCCUGCUGGAAAGCAGUCAAAUGAAUGUUAUUAUACAGGAAGAAGAAUAUUCUCAGCUGCAACCGGGAGCUUGUGCCCCACCCAUAGGAGCCCUGUGUGCAAAGAUCAGAGCCGGGUGCUGCACGAGAAACUGGUCUUCUCUUUGGCUAAACCUCUAUAAAAACCAGGGCUGGAUUAUCCCAGGGACUGACGUCUAAUGACUUAUUUCCAUCUCCGUACUGGAUAUUCUUCAAUCAGAACCUGCCCGUUACUGAGGCUCAGAUGUUGCUCGGCAUCUCAGAUGAUAAACCACAUUGGGUGAAGGUAACCGGGUCGCCACCAAACUGAUGAAAGCCACCGCCAGAGGAAAACUCCAGAGAUUGGACCCCAGCACUGGCCAGUAGGGAUCUCAACAGGUAGGAAGUUGCAUGAAAAGACUGAUUGGUGGCUGCAACUCUUUCUAUUUCAUCUCUGUGGCAGAGCUUUUUUCUGUCCAUCCAACCAUCAUUCAAGACCUUCCUCCGCGGUUCCAUUGUAGCAGCUGUAUAAAAUCUGUCCUGAUAUCAGGAAAUUUUAAUCGCCAUCUGAACCAUGUGAACUUUACAACGCACAAGUUGGAUUUUGCUGCAUUUGCUACUGGACUUCAUAGAUACAACGUAUGAUCUCAUUUCGUUCCUGCAUAACCUGAUUGUGAAGUUGAGGGAAUGAAGUUGACUUGGCUGACAAAAUGUUUCCUUUGGGUGUGUUUUGGAUUGAUCUUGGCAAGAUCUUUAUGCAGCGCCCGUGCCUUACUGUAUCCCACAAUCUGUAUAGUCCCGGUGAACGGGUCACCAAUAGUGAUCAAAUGUGAGUUGGAAAAAAGCUGUGUGAUCAAUAAGGCAGAUCUUUGCCCCCACAAAGCAUGUGCAGAUUUCCCCGUUCAAGCUUGUAUUGUCAAUGAGACCACCGUUAUGAUUAUCUUCCAAAUAAAUGAUCAACAAGAGGUCAAAGUAGAACAUGGAACUGAGCAGAGGGGCCUCACUGAGGUGGUGAACCCUAAAGAAUACAAAGAAUGCAAGCAUUCCGUGGAGGAGCGCCCAACAGGCCCAACCAGCCACGGAGACCCUAAUGCAGGUCCCGAAGAAUCAGGAAAGAGAACUUUCUGGCGUGGAGUUAUCCUACCUCUGAUUCUGUUUCUGAGUCUGAUGAUUGUUGGUGGACUGGGCUAUCUUUUUAGGAAGAAAAUAGGACAAAUAUUGGAGAAUCUUCCAGCCACACAAAAUGGUCUCAAUGGGGAAGGUGAACUUAACCCUGAACAAGAAAGUCACAAUGAUCGGCACGUGGAGCUGCAGCCUGAGAACAAGGUCGCACUCCUGACAGUGGUAUAGCCGUGCGCUGGCACAGAAAUCAAUUCAUCAUUUUACCGCUUUUAAAUCUCUGGGGCAAAAUGAUCAAUUGCUUCAGCUUAGGCAGGGGCUGCUUUAAGGGGCAGUAUUCCUCCUUGUUCAACACGAGUGCUGCGAAUAGGGCUUGUGUUGAACAUAUUCUUUCCCUGUUGUUUUAAUAAUGACAAUUCCUUCUUUUUUGUUAUUUCUUGUGUCAAACAUGGAGACUGAAGCUCCUCCAUGUCUGCUCCUUGCUAGGCAGAUACUUAGAUUCCCAGUAGAUUCCCAAUAUAAAACCUCCUUCUUUACCCCCUCUGCUGUGACUGCUUUUACAAUUCCAGUGCUCUGAAUGAUAAAAGCAAAACAUCUGAUUGGUUGUGACUUGUUACAAGAUACUGCAAGUUUGAGCCCUUGUUUUGUAGAACAAAUUGUCUAUACCAGGUACAUGUGUAGAAAGUAUUACUUUUUUUUUCCUUUUUUUGUGCACUUUGCAAGACUAUCUUUAUUGGUGGUGGGCAAAACAGACAUGAUGGGGCCCAUUUAUUAGGUAAUGCAUGGGCCUUCUGCUGCUAAAACUGCUUGAACUGCUUGAACCCCCUCAGUAUCUCUCUGCAGCUUGGGUUUUAUUAAUGCAAUUGGAUAGUACUAAGUUUAUUAUUGUUAUUAUUAAUAUUUUUAUUAUACCCACACUAUUUAUCGAAUUCUUCAAUAAUGUGUAUUUUUGUGAAUCCAGCACAUGAAGUGAGUGAAGGACAAGUUGACAUGCAGCCUGAGCCAAAACCCCUGGAUCAGAAGAUAUUCUUAGUAUCUGACUCCUGGUUGCCCUGUGAGCUUCCUUUGGUGAAAAAAGGAUUUCUCCAUUCUGGGAGCUAUUCUCUAUUCAAGGAUAGGUCAGAAUGUUUGAGAGAGGGUCAGUGGGUGCAAGGUGAAGGUGGGAGCUGGAUUGUGCACUUGGUGCUUUAGGAGCUACAAAGUAGGGAUGCACCGAAUCCACUAUUUUGGAUUCGGCCGAACCCCCGAAUCCUUUGCGAAAGAUUCGGCCGAA